Molecule: messenger RNA, 6378 nt
Organism: Chilo suppressalis (striped riceborer)
Lineage: Eukaryota; Metazoa; Arthropoda; Insecta; Lepidoptera; Crambidae
Source: the annotation of a GenBank genome assembly
GGGAUUUAUAAGUGGUUAUUUGUAAGAUUACGAGUUUUGUCGAGUAACCAAAUAGUAAUGUUAAAUUUGAGUUAAGUAUUAGGUCUAUUGUCAGUAUAGGAUCCACAACCCUCACCGUAGUAGGAAGACUUUGAUUUGAUCAAACCUUCGAAUUGCAGUUCAAGCAACUAUUUAACAAAUGGCGAAUUAAAGCAAAAGUCGAAUAAAAAUUCAUUCCUAGGUGUAACAAAAUUCUAAUAAGACCCAUGUAGAAUAAAUAACACAAUGAUGGCAAUUUCCCUGAUUGUUCAGAGUAUUUCAUUAAAUUUACAGAUACCAAGUCAUUAAGUAAUUUAAAAGGACAAUGUAGACAGGUGUACUUUUAUCUUAAAAGGCUAUCUAUUAUUAAAUAUAAACAAUUCAACUGUCCCUGUUACCUGCCCGAUUCCAAAUAUGUAUAUAAAAUAUAAUAAAAUCACUAUUUACAUGCUCAUUAGGUUGACUAUAUAAUUAUAAAAAAAACCUCAAUUAAGAAUAUUACAAGAAAAAGGUAACCUCUGUCAUAGUCCAAGUUAGAAAUCACUUACUAUACAAGUUUUAUUUGAAUCCAUAUAUACAGUCGCUUCAACAUUAUUAAUUAACAAAGGAACAACAAAUUUCGCAUAUAAUAUAAGCAGCAUGUUGAUCAAAAUAACACAUCAAAAAAAUCACGGAAAGGAGUGUGCAGAAGCCCAAGCACGAGUUUUGACAGCUUCGCAAUCGUAUCGCACCGUCAAAAUUUCUAUGGAAACUAAGGAGCCUAUCGGACGUAAUAACAAACUACUUUACCCAUACAAAAUAUGAAUUCCGGAACUGACAAAAAUUCGUGUUUGGGCCUCGAACACGAAUGUAUUUACUAGUUUUUAAAACACUUAUUUUAUGACAUCAAUUUAAAAGAUUCCAUGUAAGCAACACUUACUCUGAGAAGAAGGAACCCAUUCCAACUUGAUUGUAUUUGCAUUCAAAGUGGACUUUCCAAUUAGCGAGUUGUAUUCAAAAUUCUUUGUGGAUGAAAGGUAAACUGAGAAUUGCAUUUGACUCAUAAUUUGCCUCACAAAGGAUGUUUUAAAUAACGUUUGAUUUACAAUGUAGCAUAUUGAAAUGAGUGACAUUCAUUCUAUAAAGUAGAUUUCGAAAUAUUAUUUUGAAGAUUAAUGAUCUUACCUACUUACUUAACUUUUAUCUUAGUAACAUUGUAUACUCACUUACCUACCUACAUUCAAUCGUUUUUUUAGAUGGAUAGGUAUGUACCUAUCUAUGUUAAAAAAAAUACAAUUGAAUGUAGGUAAGUAAGUAUACAAUGCUACUAACUGUACUUCUGUAUGUAAUAUAUUAUGUAAUAUAAAAUUAAUGUAUUAAUGAUAAUUAUUACAAACGAUGCUAAGAAAUCUAUUCAACAAAAAAAAAAAAUCUUUAUCAGCACAUACGAAAAAGUUGAAUAUAAUAAUAAUCCUUUUUUACCAUUAAAUUUUUUACUCCUUUUUCAUAUUGCUUGUAGACAUAUCGGAAGAUCAAACCAAUAACGAGCAGCUCAUCGGCACUGAAACAGCUCAUGCAGUAAAUCACGGUGCACGGGAAAAUUUCAUCGUUAGCUACAAUGAUAACUUAACUUUUCUAUAGUUAGCCCGUGUUUGGUUUACAGAUUCUUGUUUAAAAUAAAUAACUAACAAUAGAAAGAUAUACUCUAAAAACGAUAUUCCCAGUUAAAUUUACAGAAUCAAAGCAAAAAAAUAUGCAUUACCUACAUAAUGUAAUGGUAUGUUAAUUUAUGAAAAUACAUACCAACCCAUAACCAAAUAUCGUCUUUUUUCCGUGGUCAAAAAAAAGUCAGGUGAUAUUUUUUUUAAAAAUCGUGCGUGAUCGUGCGCUAGCUCUGUUGGCUUUUGUAUGACUGAGGAGCUUUAGGGAGAUCAUUUAUUGCAUGGGUGCCUGAACACGCCUUAGUGAAAUAUUAAAUGAAAUGAAAAGAACCCUAUUCAAAUUUACUCAUUCUUUGCGUCCUGGCCAUGGGGGUAUGGGGCUCACGGUGGUGCGGUGCCCAAUUAGCAUCGCAAAGAAAGUGGUGGUUGGCGGCGUGCUCUGGGUGGGCUGGUGCGCCGCACAGGUGCGACUGCUGAGCCCCCUUCCUAUGCGCUGCUUCAGAUGCAUGGCCAGGGGGCACACCUGCCGACAGUUCCUAUCUGAGCACGACAGAAGCCAGGCAUGCUUCCGAUGUGGGCAGCAGGGACACAAGGCGGCGGAAUGCGCUGCCGAGCCCUGCUGCGCCAUAUGCAAGGAGAGUGGUUUACCAGCCGACCACGUAAUGGGCAAGGGGAGGUGUGACCCGUCGGUCACCAAGGGCAAACCCCCCGAGAGAGUGGCCUCUGUGUCGGCGCCUGCACGGGCACCCUCAGAGGGGGGAUGUCCGAGUAGCCUAGGGCGCUCGGACCCCCCUACGAAUGCUGUCGCCCGCCUUUCCCCCCUCUUCUCCUAGGAGAAGAGGCGAGGAGACGUGGGCAACCGGGAGGGAGGAGAGGGCCGGAAGAAUUACGCUUCCCCUCCCGUACCCCCUCCCAGGAACGGCGCUCCCCCCCACUCGUAGUUCUGUCCUACAAAGGGGGGGCGGUGGAGAGCUCUUGGACGGAUACGCCCAGGAGUCCUCUCCGCAGAGGAUGGGGGCGGUACGGUGGGCAUUAGGCCGCAUACCCAGCCCCCACGCGCGGGCUAACCUGCGCACGUCUGCGCGGUCUCCGUAAUAUCGCCGCGGCUUCGCACUAAGCAGUGUAGAAGGUUUCGCAGGACUUUUUUAGCGGAUAUUAUGCUGUAAAGCGCCCGUAAGAGUUGCGGGGUCCUCGGUGGGUAGCCACUGGGGGGUCCGUAAGACUUGCGGGAGCCAGGUGUGAGGUCCGUUCGGCGGUGUGCCUCUUAAAGGCGCCGUCGUCUGUAAAAAGAUUUUUUACCUGCGUUAUAAAAAAAAAGGGUUCGAAUCCUUGCUGAUCCCUGGACCGAGUGGAUUAUUUCUAGUAAAAGUUUUCUUAAUGUUAGACUUGAUAUUAUCCUUAACUUAACCGAGUAUUAUUUAUAUAAUGUACUUUUCUUAUAUUUGUUUCUUAGGUUUUCACGCACAUCACUCAUUAAAUAAAACUAGUUUUUACGGGUUAAUGCACGAAACUUUAUUUAUUUAUUGACGUUUCGUAGCCUUUACAGGCUACGUCGUCGGAAUCAAAUUUUUAUUUAAUUUUGUCGAGCUACCUUCGAAAGACUUUAAUUGAGCGUUCGGUUAUUUCAUUGUUCGAUUUUUAAAGUUUUAUUGUCUAUGUAUGAAUUUAUUACUUAAUUUAGUUUAAAGUAUUUUAUUUAAAAUUUUAUUUUGUAAUUUUGCGUUUAUUUAUUUGACCCUAACUACCGUAAACUACCACCGGUUCCAAAAUUGGGAGACCUUUCUGAGAAGAACCGGCGAAACAAACUCAAGGCAGGCUUUACUUUUGUACUUUUUUUCAUUGGUUUGGAUGUUUUUGUACCUAACUUCACUAUUACCUUCCCCGAACAGACUGCUUAUUUCCAAUUCCUCUAGCAAUUAUUUCAUAAAAAGUUGAACUUAUUUUGUGAUGUUUUAAAUUAAAUAGCGAGUUUUUUUUCCAAAUAGGUAGAUAUCAUUAGCAAAACUUUGAUUUAAGCCCAUUAUCUUAGAAUUCAUUAAAGUUCCUUUCACCUCAAAACCUUUCCGUAAUCCGAUUAUAGCCCAUACCCGGAGACGGGGAUAAACAACUUUUUGUAUGUGACAAUUUCUUAUUAUUUUAAAACGAAGUUGCAUCAGUUAGAAUGGUUAAAGCAGCUUAUUUGUGCUUGCGGCUCGCAGACAGAAGUAUUUCGGAGGGACGGCAGGCGGGGGUGACGGACGCGGCCGCCAGUCAUUGCUCCCACCGCGUCCCGGCGGCCGCGCUAUGCCACAGCCCGCGCUCGAGAAUGCGCCCGACCCUCUGCUCCCGCCGCUCGCUGUCGCAAUAUGGAUUGCAUGUGUCGCCGGCACCGGCAUCCUAACUAACUUUUCGGUCAUAGCAGCACUACUCAAAUCUUCCAAAAAUGGUUUGUCUUCAAUUGUCAUCCAAUUAGCUGUCGCAGACAUACUGAUUCUGGUGAUAUUAUCGGGUCCAGAAUUAUGGUUUUACAAUACUCGAACAUGGAACUUAGGGAGAAAAUGCUGCACUGCGUUCCGAGGAUUAAGUGUGUUUGCCUCUACAGCGUCAUCUUAUUUGAUAGCCACGGUAGCGCUACACACAAUUGCAACUGUUAACCUCGAAGAAAAAACGAUGAACAGUAAAAUCAAAAGGAGUACGGAAGACGAAGAGGAAGAAUUAAGAUCAUCACAUCACAGUCUUGUGGCCAGUAGCGAUUCUUCAACUCCGCCUCGCACCAUGAACCUGGACUACCUCCUAGUUGAUACUACAGUAAGAGUAACACCACCUGCCGUAUUCAUAUGGAUACUGUCGGCGUCCUUGAGCAUACCAGAAUUUGUUUUGGCCACUACUAUUAACAUAAAUGAAGAAGUCACACUAUGCACUUCUAUAGAUUCACACCACAAACUCAAUACAAGCUCAUGGUUGGCUACUUUUAACCUUAUAUUACCAGGAACUAUUAUGUGUAUAACUAUAGUGCUAGUCAUUUUGAAACUUAAAUCAAAUAGAAAAAUGUCCUCAAAUGAGAAAACCGACUCCGUGACUGCAUUAAAGCUGUCUCUGUGUUUUAUUAUUGUAUAUUGCGUAUUCUGUAUGCCACGUUCAGUUGCUACAGUUUAUCGUUUGUAUUCUAGAUCAUUUGGUGAAAAUCAAAUGUCAUCUUUUGAAAUGGAGCAACUAAGUGAUACUGUAACGUUUGCCAGUUUAUUAUUUACUGGUGCAUAUAUGAUUGCAGCUGCUAUUCGUCCUAUUUUAUCCAUGCUAUUGUUACCAAAAUUGAGAAAAGUUCUAACUAGACGCAUUAAAACUACAACAGGAAUAUGACGAAAAAGAGAUUUCUAUUUCUGUAACGUAGAUUUGUGAUGUGAACUCGGUCUCUCAUAGACAAAUUAUCUAGUAUAAGUACUUAAAAUAAUUAAUUUGUAUACAGAUACGUAUUAUCUCCAAUAAAAAUUUAAGCUUACGUUAGUUUUGUCAAUUGUGUGUUAUUUAAUAAAUUACAAAUCUAUAGAUAACGGGUCAGUGCUUAAAAUCAGUCUAGGAGAGGUAAAUAUUGCGUCACUUGAGGCGUGAGGUCUUAUUUUUAUUAAAUUAGUUAUUAAUACAAAACGAAGUAACUCGCUGGUAUUUUUUUUUGCGUCAUAAGGUUGAUUUGCUUUUUCCUUUUUUCACCUUUAUCACUUUUUUCUAAGUAUCAGAUAUAAUUAUUAAAAAGAACAAGAGUUCGUUUUAUAAGAUAAAAGGCCGUAUGUGCGAAAUAACAUUUUGUUAUUUGUAACCUUAUUCCGUUGUGAGAUAGUUGUUAUUAGGGUCCAACUUAAACUGUUUUAAAACAUAUUUGUUUCUUAGGUUUUUUAGGGUAUUGUUUUAAACAUUUAUCUUUGUUCAUUGGGAAUCGAAUGUAGCUGCAUAAGUUUACACACACGCGGACAGUUUUUAGCAUUGACUUUGUUUGCAACCAGUUAUCUAUAGAAUUGUUUAUCAAAGCUACUGAUUUUAUGAAUACUUAUUUUUAUUAUACAUUUUUUUAUAAAUAACGAAAUUACAGCAGACCCGAGGUAAUUUCCGAGUUAUAUAAAAGCCUAAAAAUCUACCAAGAUCUGUAAUAAUUCAAACAGAUAAAGGCCAAUUCUUAAGAAGAAACUUUAGACAUCUGCACAAGACACAAGCAGAAAUAACCAGCAACAGAAUAGUAGUAAAUAAAUACACAGAUGACCCAGCUGUACAACAGAUUCCAGCACAAGCUCAAUCACUGCCUGUUCCUGAGACACCCCCAGUAUCAACAUAUCCAUCACCAAGCAAUUCCAAUAAUAUGCUAAAGUCAAACUUGGCUCAAGCAGCCACUGCACCACGAGAUUUGGUAGAAUAAUUAAACACAUAAAUUAACUUGAUCUUUAAUAUUAUUUAAAUUUAUAAUGAUAAUAAUUAAUAAGUACUGUAGUGCUCAGUCAUGUAUCUUAAUUUAUAAUUAUGUAAUUACUAUUACCUAAUAAUAACUUGUUUUAUAAAUUAUAAUAUAAAUUAUAUUAAAAUAAUAUAAAUUAUAAAUUGUCUGUCAUAUUGUAAAACCCUUAAUUUGUAAUAGAAUUGUUUUGGUUUAUUUAUAAAGAAAGGGAGAUGUAAAGUAGAUACAUCACUAAUGUCAUGUCACAUCACUUUUGACAUAUCAAUGUAUAGCGCCAAUUUGUAAGCCAAAUAAAAACAG